AGACGAACUUCUCGUUUAAUGACGGUGAUCUUCGGCUGAAGUAGCGCGUCAGGCCUGCAGGCGUCGCUCGUUCCUUCUUGGGUUGAAGACGCUGGAGGGCUCUGACUGUGUUGUAGGGGAUAUGGCGGCUGUACGCAGUUUGCGGGUUUCAGUGAAACCAGAAACGGGCUCAGACCGUUCAGAGUCUGCCUCAGAUUCGGAAUCUGACCGGGACCCCCGCGAACCGGAGCCCAUGGAGGUGGAGGAAGGGGAACUCGAGCUGGAGGCCAUUCCUGUCCGACGGUCCUUGAAGGAGCUCCUGCCGGACACUAGCCGACGGUAUGAGAACAAGGCUGGAACCUUUAUUACAGGCAUCGAUGUUACUUCCAAGGAGGCAGUGGAGAAGAAGGAACAGAGGGCCAAGCGCUUCCACUUCCGUGCUGAGGUGAACUUGGCCCAAAGGAAUGUUGUGCUGGAUAGGGAAUUGCUGAGGAAAGCAAUUCCCAAACUGCGACCAGAAGCACUGCAUGUGUGUGGUGUUGAUGAAAUGAGCACCCAGGAUGUUUUUGGAUAUUUCAAGGAGUAUCCCCCGGCCCAUAUCGAGUGGAUUGAUGACACUUCCUGCAAUGUUGUCUGGCUGGAUGACAAUACGUCCACCCGUGCACUCAUCAACAUCAGCCGUAUGCCUGAUGUAGAGGCCAGUCCUGCAGAACCUAGCAGCGCGACGGACACUAGGACAGCAGCUCAGGAGCACAGGACUCGGAGGGAACGGGGUUCUGAUUCUGAUGAUGAGGAGGAAGAGGAAGGAGAGGUGGGCGAUGAUGAUGAUGAUGAAGGCGUGAAACAGAAGAGUGGUGUGGGCAGUGAAGGCGGGGCUGAUGAGCUUGAGAACAAGGCAGACAAGGUGCCUGCACCUGAGAGCACACAGGUGGACCCGCUGUCCCAGGCAGAAAAAGAAUCACUUCUCCGUAAUGACCUCCGACCUGCAAUCAGGCCCUUCAAGGGUAACAAGCUCUUCCUGAGGUUUGCCACUCAGGAUGAUAAGAAAGAAUUGGGUGCUGCCAGGCGGAGUCGUUACUACAUGAAGUAUGGGAACCCCAACUAUGGCGGCAUGAAGGGGAUUCUUACCAAUUCUUGGAAGCGCAGGUUUCACACACGUAAAAUCCAAAGGGAUGUCCUGAGGACCAAGAAGCCCCUGAUUGGGGAUGGCAUGGGCCACACACCCCCCUACACACACAGGCACUCAGAUUUGGUGAACUUACCUGAGGAACCAAUUGAGGAAGAGGAGGAAGAUGGGGAGGAGGACAUGGAUGAAGAUGACCGGUUGGUGGAGUACUGGGAGGAACGGCAGCGGGACCACUGCCGGGACCGGGGUCUGCGCGCUGGUGCAGUGGGAACACGCAAGGCUGGUCCUACCUCUGGCUCUUCAGACUCAGACGAGAUGGACUAUGACCUGGAGCUGAAGAUGAUCUCCACACCCUUGCCCAAGAAGAGUAUGAAGAUGACCAUGUAUGCAGAUGAAGUGGAGAACAACCUCAAGAACCUACGAAACUCAACACGUACAGAUGUGAGAAAUCGCAUUGGUAGCGGAGCCAAAUCUGGGGGGGAGAAGGUGAUGGAUGUGAGGCAGCUGUUGGAUGAGAAGCGGCAGGGUCUGUCCCAGCAGCAGCACCCGGUUUCUUCCAGGACAGAUGUACGGCAGAGGCUGGGAAAAAGGCCCUAUUCACCAGAGAGCCGUCGGUCUCCAUCGCCUCCUGCUCAGAGGGAUCAUCAUCCUCGUCGAGAGCCUUUGACAGAUGUGCGAAGCCGCCUCGGUGUGCCCAAGCAUGACUCUCGUAGGCAGUACCAUGAAACAACCAAAGAGAGUAAGCCAGAAGGCAGUCUGUGGAGCAGACUGGGCUCACUGCCAAAGGACACGUCUCCUGACAAGAAGGUGGCAGGUGAGGCAGCGGUGCCCCGAAGGGCAAGAGGGGGUGAAGAAGAAGACUCAGAGCUUCAGAGAGUGUGGGGUGCCCUGAUCAAGGAGAAGGAGCAGCAGUCUCACAGGAAGAAGAAGAAGAGCCGUCUGGACAGCUUGCCCUCCCUGCAGAUUGAGAUCAGCCGUGACAGCAGCAACACCUCCGACAGCGAAUCCUGAAGGGGCCAUCAGCAGGCUGAGGAGGAUGGGGAGGGUCUGUCAUGGGCAGGAAAUAAAGGGGGACUUGAAAGGGUGGCAUCGGGUGAAAAAGAGUGAGAGAAAUUGCAUUAGAGGACCAACAUAUUGAAGCUGCAACUGGAAGAGAGCCCCCCAGUCACUAUUCUCUAGCACUCUUGUUUGCACUUCAGCAUUUCAGUCCACCUAGUGCCACCAGGUGGCAGAACCUAUGUGUGAACAUUACAUUUGACUUUAGAGAAAUAAGAGAAUCGGGACUGAUUUAGAUUCUGCAGUUUACCUGAAAGAAACACUGUAAUUUUCAGUUUUUAAAAAUUAAAUGUCACUUUUCUUAUUUCCAUUUGAAGAGUCUGUGGAAGGACCUCUGUGCUUCCUGUUAAGACAAACGGAAGCUGACAGACAACCUUUUGUUAAAUGUGCCCCCAUAAUUGUUUCAUAAAAUGUUACAUUGAUCAGCUACUGUUGUUUUGUCUGUUAACAUAAUAGGAAGUGCAAAGCUCUUUGUGCAGUACUUUACUCACAAAAGUCAGCCCUUAGUAAAAUGCGUAUAGUUGUGCUCAAGCAAUUUCUUUCAGAAGAUUAAUCUGAGCUCAACCACAGGUGGGGAAUGAAAGACUCCACACUACAUUGGAUUCUUCCUUGGCUCAGGUAAUGCGGGAGGAGCUUGAAGUCCCUCGGAGAAAUCUGUAUGCCCCUGGAAUUGCUUGAUGACCUAACCAUACUUGCAGUUCCCCAUGUUAAGGAAGAUAGCGGAAGGGACCAAAACCCAAGUUUCAGUUAUGAUUUAUACUGAUUUCACAAAGAAAGGUCAUUGUGAAAAGUAAUUGAUGUGAGCUCAUCUUGAUAGGAUUUCAUGUGUGUACUAGGGAGGGUGGAAAAUGGGUGGAAUGCUUUCUCAGGAGUGCCCACCUUUCAGCAGU
Messenger RNA from Scleropages formosus (Asian bonytongue), 3051 nucleotides. It is a transcript of the gene ncbp3, whose product is annotated as nuclear cap binding subunit 3. Gene Ontology annotation, cellular component: nucleus. The record is from RefSeq and is a predicted model, not a curated record. NCBI's taxonomy places the organism in Eukaryota, Metazoa, Chordata, Actinopteri, Osteoglossiformes, Osteoglossidae. Bases 122 to 2116 code for a protein of 664 amino acids. Gene Ontology annotation, molecular function: RNA 7-methylguanosine cap binding; mRNA binding. The transcript has 13 exons.